Molecule: messenger RNA, 786 nt
Organism: Manihot esculenta (cassava)
Lineage: Eukaryota; Viridiplantae; Streptophyta; Magnoliopsida; Malpighiales; Euphorbiaceae
Product: cation-chloride cotransporter 1-like
Exons: 5
Coding region: 259-786 (175 amino acids)
Source: RefSeq, a predicted model, not a curated record
UUCUCCUUAGCUCUAUUGUUUGUAAUUGUACCGAAAAUAUAGCGGGAACCAACCUGGAGAGGAGUUUUUUCUCGUCUUCCUCAGGAUCACGUCUCAUUCUCUCUCUAAUACAAUUCAAUAUCCAUUUUCAUUCUGAGGCUCUGAGAUCUUUCUUUUACGGCAUUUCAUUUCUUCUCUAUUAAGAAAAUCGGUUUCCUUUCUUUCGUUUUCGAAUUUGAUCUAUGUUUCUUUGCCGACGAAGAAAUAUAGAUAUCAACAAUGGAUAAUGAAGAUGUAGAAGGCUGUUUGGAAGACGAAUUCCAAGCCUCGCGCGGUGGUAACAAGUACCAUCCGGUCGUCGCUAAUGAUAGCGCGGUGCUUGAGAUGUCUUCCAUCGAUCCUGGAUCUUCAUCCUCCCAUGUUUCUAACCAAUCUAAACACUUGAAGGUAAACUUAGCUGCCUCAGAAAACAUGCAUUCUAAUGCAAGUCAAGGGGGCAUUCCUGCUAAUGGAGGAGUCAAGAGCUCAGAGAGGGAACACAAAUUGGAAUUAUUUGGUUUUGAUUCUCUUGUCAAUAUUCUUGGUCUUAAGAGGGAGGGUCAGACCAUGCAGCCUUGUAAGGAGGCUAUUUCUGUGUUUGAACCUGUGUUCUCUAUGUUACAAUGGAGCAACCUUAUUGUUGCAUCAAGUAUGACAGCAGAGCAAGUGACGCCGGCGUCUAGUCCCAAGGAUGGCGUAGAUGCUUCAGUUGCUUAUGAGCGUCCAAGGGUUGCAAAUACAUAUAACAAGCAAUAUGAUGAUCUAUGA